AUGCCUUCAUUCUUGACCUUGGCCGUUGCGGUGCUGCCUUUCCUGGGUAGCACCAGUGCCCUCUCGAAACGACAGAAUGGGUCUUUCGUCACUGUAUCGAAUCGCUACAUUGUCGAAUUUGCCCAGGGCCAAGCCUCUUUGCAAGGAGCAGUCGCCUCCCUCCCCGACAUCGAAGUCGUCAAGACAUUCCAAAACGACAUCUUCUCCGGCGCAUACGUCAAGACCGAGACGCACGACGUAGCCAGCCUCCAAGCGCUUCCCGACGUCGUCAAAGUGUGGCAUAACCAUGUCGUCAAGCUUGACCCCGUCAAAGUCGCGCGGUCCUUUAGCGACGACGCGGCUUCGGCGAACUACUCCACGCACCACACGACUGGCGUGAACAGGCUGCAUGAGAACGGAGUCUUUGGGGAGGGCGCGAAGGUUGGCGUUGUUGAUAGCGGGAUACAGUAUUCUCAUCCUGCACUCGGCGGCGGAUUCGGCGCGGGUUUCAAGGUUGCUGGAGGGUAUGACUUUGUUGGUGACGGAAACUGGCCCGAUUCGGGCGAGAAAGAACCCGACCAAGAUCCGCUCGACAUUCUCGGCCACGGAACCCACGUCGCGGGCAUCGUGGCGGGGUCUUCUACAAACUUUGUCGGUGUCGCCCCGAGAGCCUCGCUCUACGCGUACAAAGUCUUCACCUCAACAGGCGAAACAGACGAAGCCACACUGAUCGAGGCGUUCCUCCAAGCCUAUGAUGACGGUAUGGACAUCAUCACCGCCAGCAUCGGCGGCCCCAACGGCUUCUCCGACAACGCCUGGGCCGAAGUAGCCUCCCGCAUCGUCGACCAGGGCGUCCUCGUCACCAUCGCCGCCGGAAACUCAGGCGACUCCGGGCCCUUCUACGGCUCCUCCGGCUCCUCGGGAAAGAACGUCCUCGCCGUCGCCUCUGUCGAGGGCGAGGCCGCGCCGAUGCCGGCCUUCAAAGCUACCUUCGCCCUCCGCAACGAGACCUCGUCCAGCAGGAUCGGGUACAUCCCUUCUGUGCUGUACUUCCCCGAGUCCGUCGCCGGUUGGCCCAUCGUGCCGCUCGGGCUGGACACUAAUGCUACUGCCGAGGCGUGCGAGCCGUACCCGGCAGGCUCACAUAAUCUGACCGGGGUUGUGGCACUGGUGCGGCGCGGCGGGUGCGACGCCAUGACGAAGCAGGCGAACCUCAACGCCCUUGGCGCGCAGUACAUCCUCAUCUACAACAACGAGAGCCCGCUCGCGCAGCUGUACACGGAUAACUACCAGAGCGCGCUAGCCGUAAUCGAGAGACACUCAGGCGAGGCCAUCGUCGAGGCUGUCAAGGCCGGGGCCAGCGUCACGGCCGACUUCUCCGCCGGACCAGACGACGUGGUGGGGUUGCCGCGCGACUUCGCCGGGCUCCCGUCGUCGUUCACUUCCUGGGGCGGGUUAUACGACCUCGAGCUCAAGCCGGAUAUCGCUGCGCCCGGCGGGGAGAUCUUCAGCGCGUAUCCCACGGACGGGUUCUCGACGCUUAGCGGGACAAGUAUGGCGUGUCCGUACGUAGCGGGCGUGGCGGCGUUGUAUAUCGGCGUACACGGCGGCCGGGGCGUUCACGGGCCUGGCUUCGCCAAGAUGCUUGCGCGGAGGAUCAUUGCCAGCGGGAAGACGGUGAAGUGGUGGGACGGCGUUCUCGACAUGGCGGCUCCGCCUCCGCAGGUGGGCACGGGGCUGGUUGACGCGUUCAAAGUCGUGAACGCCACCACGUCGCUAGAGUUUGAGAAGUUCGCCCUCAACGACACGGCGAACUUUGCCGCUUCCCAUGAGGUUGUGGUGAGGAACGAGGGGAGCGGGGAUGUGGCGUACACGUUCUCCGUAGAGGACGGGGCCGGGAUGGAGAUUCUGCUGCCGCUUGAUACGUCGGUUAGUAGCUCGCCAAGGGUGAGGGCUCUGGAGGAGGUUCAGCCGAGGGAGAUGCCGGUUGAGGUUGUUUUGCCGGAGGGGUUUACGCUCAAGGCUGGGGAGUCGAAGACUGUCAGUGUGACGUUCCAAGCACCCGACUUUGGUAACCCGGCAGGAUUGCCGCUGUACAGUGGGAAAGUCAUCGUGAGUGGAAGCAACAAUGAGUCCCUCGCCAUACCGUACAUGGGUCUCGCGGCAGAUUUGAAGAAGGAGAUGGACGACAUGUACAUGCACGGCUUCCCCAAAGCAACGACGACGUACAACUUUAUCCCCAUUGAAGAGAAGCCUUACUGGACGAAUGAGAUUUGGGAGGAUGAGGAUUGGCUUUGGCUGACCAUUCAGAUGAAGUGGGGGUCCAAGGAGCUCCGAUGGGACAUCUACGAGGCCGGAUGGAACGAGAGCAACUGGAGCUACCCGCCGGCGGUCGGCGAGGACGGUUACAUUGGGUCGGUGGCGUACUACGACCGGUCCGACACCGAGUACUGGAGCCCGUUCUCGGACUCGAGCGGGCCGUUUGACGUGAUCCCGUUCCCGCUGGAGAACGUGCACCGGAACGCGAUCUACACGUCGUACCGGCAUACGUUUUUCUGGUUCGGCGUGUUGGCGAACGGGUCGCAGAUCGAGCCUGGGAAUUACACGAUGCGAUUCGCUGCCCUCAAGCCGUUUGGAGACCCGGCCAAGUCUGAGGACUGGAGCAUCUGGAAGUCUCCUCAGGUUUCCAUCCUGGGAAAGUUUGGGCCGAGUCCUUGGGGUUGA
Messenger RNA from Colletotrichum siamense, 2703 nucleotides. RefSeq names its product Minor extracellular protease vpr (gene vpr-11). The coding region runs from base 1 to 2703 and encodes 900 amino acids. The record is from RefSeq and is a predicted model, not a curated record. The transcript has 11 exons. Gene Ontology annotation, molecular function: tripeptidyl-peptidase activity; serine-type endopeptidase activity. Lineage: Eukaryota; Fungi; Ascomycota; Sordariomycetes; Glomerellales; Glomerellaceae. Gene Ontology annotation, cellular component: membrane; cytosol; cell wall. Gene Ontology annotation, biological process: proteolysis.